UUGACCGACCAGUGAGAACGAAAGUGGCUCGAUUAUUUUAAACAAAUUUAAUCUCAAGAGAUGCUGUAAGCGACAAAAUCUAUCUGGAAUGACGGCUGUAGACCUCAAGGAACAAGGAAAUCGUCUUUUUAGUGGCAGGCAUUACGAUGACGCAGCCCAGUGCUACACAAAAGCUAUUAUCAAGAAUCCAACAGUUCCUACAUACUUCACCAAUCGUGCUUUGUGUCACCUCAAACUGAAGAAAUGGGCACAAGCCAUUACUGAUUGUCGUCGAGCCAUAGAGCUUGACCCAAACCUUGUCAAGGCUCACUUUUUUCUUGGACAGGCACUCUUAGAACAAGAGAAUUAUGAUGAGGCCCUUGCAAGCUUGAAAAGAGCUUAUGAUUUAGCCAAAGAACAGAAACUUAACUUUGGAGAUGACAUAGCAAGUACUGUUCGCCUGGCAAAGAAGAAGAGAUUUAGUGUUGCAGAAGAAAGAAGAAUUAGUCAGGAAAUAGAAUUGCAGUCAUAUCUAAACAGUUUAAUUAUUGACGAAAAGAAAAGGCAGGUUAAAGCUGCAGGAAAAGAUCCAGAUGAAGAAGAGCUUGAUAAAAUUGAAUUGGAAUGUGAUCGAAGAUUAUCAGAAGUAAAUGGCCUGUUUAAAGAGGUUGAUAAAAGGAGAAAGAAGAGGGAGGUUCCAGAUUAUCUUUGUGGACGGAUCAGUUUUGAACUCAUGAAAGAUCCUGUUAUUACACCCAGUGGAAUCACCUAUGAUCGUAAACAUAUUGAGGAACAUCUGCAGCGUGUUGGCCACUUUGAUCCAGUGACAAGAACAGACUUGAAACAAGAGCAGUUGACUCCCAAUCUUGUCAUGAAAGAAGUAAUCGAUGCGUUCAUCACGGAAAACGAAUGGGUCGUGGAAGAAUACUGAAAACCAUAAUACUAUGUAAAUACAAGAGAAAUAUAUUCACACAAUUAUUUUGAUAUCAAAUACGCAACAAUUACGCUUAGUCAACUGUGGCGGUGACGAACGUAGCUUUAUUUAUAUUCGCCACUUUAGAAGCGUGAAGAAAGCUGGGGAGAGCUUCAACGCAAAGUCACAUGGGACAAGGUGAGACUCGCCGCAGAUUUCUUCCAAAGGCUUAAGUUGCUUUUCUUUUCGGUGCUUGUUUUUAAGAGGUUUCAAUGUGAAUAAAACUGUUGAAUUUUUGCCA
Messenger RNA from Orbicella faveolata, 1193 nucleotides. Its product is annotated as E3 ubiquitin-protein ligase CHIP-like. Lineage: Eukaryota; Metazoa; Cnidaria; Anthozoa; Scleractinia; Merulinidae. Gene Ontology annotation, cellular component: cytoplasm. Gene Ontology annotation, biological process: positive regulation of proteolysis; protein quality control for misfolded or incompletely synthesized proteins; proteasome-mediated ubiquitin-dependent protein catabolic process. The record is from RefSeq and is a predicted model, not a curated record. Gene Ontology annotation, molecular function: protein-folding chaperone binding; ubiquitin protein ligase activity.